GAUGACACACAAUGGGCAUCAAGGCUGAGAACACAAGAAUACUACCACUGCAGGCAUUGUCCUGAAAUUCUAAGUCACCAUUUGUCAGAAAGCAAUGACCACGCACAGCCUAAGUAUCAUAUUGAGCUCCUUCCAUUAUUCUUUUUAUUGACAGCAUGUUGGCUGCCAUCCAGUCCAUGACAGUGACCCUUAUCGUUGAAAGAACGGUUCAACAGCAAGCGAGCUGGUGAUAGUGUCCAUGAUGGCGAGACCUGAAGAGGAGAUACAAGAAGGGACAUAAACACGCUAUGUUGAGACAUUGUGUAUGUCCCUCCCUAUCCCUCGUCUCAGGGUGUUCCGCUAUGGACCUGAUGAUGAUGUUUCCUUCGGCAAACUUUACAUAUUUUUAUGUAGAAUGGACCAUUUCCGACAACGCGAAUGCGCAUGCUCAGCCUUACGUCCGCCAUCUUUGCGUGGAAAACAUCGGUAUUGUUUACUGCCGGCGCUUGCGUGGUUCUUGAUGGCAUAUGAAAUAUCUGGCGUGUGACACACGAUGCCUGAGAAGUGUUGUGUCAUCCGGUGCCGAAACAUGAAAGGAAUAAGUGUUGGUGUACGAUUUUUUCGCUUCCCCCUCGAAAAGCUUCACCGAAAGAAGCGCGAUCUGUGGAUUGCCGCUAUUGGGCGCACGAAGAAGGACGGCACGGUCUGGGAACCGGCAAAAAGCACUCGCGUGUGCGGAGAACACUUUCAGAAAGGCGAACCAUCGGCUGUACCGUCCGACCCUGACUACGUGCCAAAUGUGUUCGGAGUUCCCCAAACAUCGUCCUGCGACUUGGAAAAUCGUGCCGAAAAUGACGGCACGGGAGGAGCUCUGGCGAGAAACGCCCCUGCAAAGCACAUGGAAGGGCGCGAAAGACAGCCGUUCGGCCAUGUAACAAACCUAGAAGUCAGAGACAGUAGAGAGAACAGAGGCCAGGUGCAGGGCUUUUAUCACCAUCCUUAUGCAAGGGCGCCUUAUAACAGACUCACAAUAACACAGCAAACACCACGUCAAAAGGAAAACCUCCGCCAAAAUGCCAUGGUCACGUCUACUCCACGUGCUCCGCUUGGGCUGCUUUCUGAGUGUGACACACUCUCAUCAUUUACGUUGUCGCAACAGGACGUAUGUGAUCAAGGCGUGGUCACAUCUACUCCACAUACCUCAUCUGGGCUGCUUUCCAAGUGUUCCAUUUUUGAGUCUUCAGCGUUGUCGAAGGAAGACGUAUGCGAUCGAGAUAUGGUCACAUCCACUCCACAUACCUCACCUGGGGUGCUUUCCAAGCGUUCCAUGUUUGAGUCUUCAGCGUUGUCGAAGGAAGACGUAUGCGAUCGAGAUAUGGUCACAUCCACUCCACAUACCUCAUCUGGGGUGCUUUCCAAGCGUUCCAUUUUUGCGUCAUUGACAUUGUCGCAGGAGGAUGUAUGUGAUCAAGGGGUAUCCAGUCAUAGCACUGAUGACCAACUGUCAAACCCCAAGGAGAAGCCGUCUGCAGCGAAAGAACUAGAGGUGGAGCUCAGGAAGCAGAUCGAAUACUGGAAAUCUGAGUGCGUCAGACUGAGGAGUUGUUUGUUGCGCCUGGAUACUGUAGGCGGACAUGAUUUUCAGCAUUACACUGGGCUGCCCUCCCGCGCAGUCUUUGACUGUUUAAUGCGACAUAUUGAAAGUCAGAUGAACAAAACAUGCAAGGGCCGUUUCUCGGCCAUGUCGCAUGAAGAGUCAUUUUUUAUGGUUCUUGUACGACUACGCACUGGAAUGCCAGUGAAAGAAAUGUCUAGGAAUUUUGGAAUUUCCAUUUCGUCAUGCAGCCGUAUUUUUUCAAAAUGGAUUGUUUUUCUGCAUAGUGUCCUCAAGGACAUAACUAAAUUUCCUACCCUCCGGCAGAUCCAAAGGCAAAUGCCUCAUCAUUUCAUACACUUUCCAAACACCCGUGUUGUUAUUGACGCAACUGAGAUUCGCAUGCAGAGGCCGUCAUCACAUGAUGCACAGAGACAGACAUUUUCAAGCUAUAAACAUGGCAACACUCUCAAAGUUUUGGUAUGUGCCACGCCAGACUGUUAUGUAACCCAUAUUUCAGCAUCUUGGGGUGGAGCAGCAAGUGAUAGACAGAUGUUGGCCGAGAGCGGAAUAUUGGAGCAGCUCGUACCGGGUGACGCAGUCAUGGUCGAUAAAGGGUUUAAAAUAGACGAUAUUAUUCCAGCAGGUGUUACAGUCCACAUUCCUCCUUUUAAGGGUGCUAACAUGUGCCAGAUGUCCAAAAAGAAUAUCGAAAAUACUAGAAAAAUAGCAAGUGCGAGGGUGAACAUUGAGCGGGUAAUUCGCCGUAUUAAGGAGUUUCAUAUAUUGGACAAUGGAUACAAAGUAAAUAUGGCUGAUGUGGCAGACUCUGUCGUAGAAACAUGUGGUUACCUCAGCAACUUCAGGCACCCACUGUGAUUAUACGGUCCACGUGUGGGCAUUUGUGAACUAUGUUAUGCAUCAGGUGGUGUACUUUAGUUUUGUUACCGCCUCUAUAACAUUCCUGAGUUCGGGUUUUACGUUUUUUAUAAACCAGGGAAGUAAAAACAGUGAAAUCUGACAAUCUUGUGUGAAAAAAAAAUAGUGCACUUAUCACAUUUUAUGCGAAUGUAAGAUGCGGAAUGUAGCAUGCUCUAUUUCCGAUAUCCAUGGCUGAAUUCGCACUUGUAUGAAUUUGCACUCAUGUAUAGUAUUUAAUCUUUGACAACCCUGUAGAUUUUGCGCACAUACAUUAUGAUUUUCAUCUGCAAUAACCUUGAUCUUGUGAUUAUUCUUCGUGCUUUUACUACAACUCAGACAUUUUCUAUGGUUUUGCACCACUGAUGUGAAAUGUUUAUUAAACCAUGGGCCACACCUUCAU
Ornithodoros turicata is the source of this 2894-nucleotide messenger RNA. RefSeq lists its product as uncharacterized. The record is from RefSeq and is a predicted model, not a curated record. Bases 533 to 2452 code for a protein of 639 amino acids. The transcript is spliced from 10 exons. Lineage: Eukaryota; Metazoa; Arthropoda; Arachnida; Ixodida; Argasidae.